Molecule: messenger RNA, 772 nt
Organism: Eublepharis macularius
Lineage: Eukaryota; Metazoa; Chordata; Lepidosauria; Squamata; Eublepharidae
Gene: SWI5
Product: SWI5 homologous recombination repair protein
Exons: 6
Coding region: 213-752 (179 amino acids)
Biological process (GO): double-strand break repair via homologous recombination
Cellular component (GO): Swi5-Sfr1 complex; Swi5-Swi2 complex
Source: RefSeq, a predicted model, not a curated record
AGCAGUUAAUCCAGGGCUAUUCUUCUGCUGAUAUUCUUUCAGCUGAGAAACAGAAGAAAAAAAUUUAAGUCCAACUGCAAUAAGCUAUCUCCUAGUUUUACAGCUUUCAAGCAGGACUCACGACAUACUCCAGAUUCUGGAACUGCAGAACUGGAAAUAAGUCAGGCUUCAAAAGACUACAAAACCCAGCAAUGCCUGCGUGAAUUGCCCGGAUGGCAAGUCCCAUAGUGCUUCGCCCCUUACUUUUUCCUACUCCAAACCCCAACAUGCAAAGCGAAGAGGAAGUUGUCAGAGGCGGUGGUUGUGCUUUUAAUUUGCCUGGCGCGCUGGAUAAUCCCGAGCAAGCAUCCCCUUCGAACGGGGGUUUGAAUCAAAGCCCGGCAGCAAGGGGGAGGCCCUCCCCGAGACCCCCCCUGAGGAGGACACCUACUGGAACCUGGAGAAAUUGCAAUGCACAUUUCAAAUCUCCUGUCCUGUUGCCGAGGGCCUGUCAAUCUGACACUGCUGACAGAGAAACCCUCCAGCAUGAAAUUGAAGAGCUGAAAUGCAAGGACCUUGCUCUGGACCAGGAAAUAGCACAGUUGGUGGCUGAAGGCUUCAGCCUGGAGGAAUUAGACAGACAUAUUGCUUUGCUGCAUGAAUACAAUGAGAUAAAAGACACUGGACAAAUGCUGUUGGGCAGACUGGCUGUAAUCAGAGGUGUCACCACAAAGGAGCUGUACCCUGAAUUUGACCUGGACCUUAACGACUAAAGAAGUGGAACGUGCCACUC